Molecule: messenger RNA, 1254 nt
Organism: Colletotrichum destructivum
Lineage: Eukaryota; Fungi; Ascomycota; Sordariomycetes; Glomerellales; Glomerellaceae
Exons: 2
Coding region: 1-888 (295 amino acids)
Source: RefSeq, a predicted model, not a curated record
AUGCUGCGACUAGAUGCAACAACUAUCCGCCUGGUCCUAUCAGAGGUUGAAGCCUACGGGCGACAACAAGAUUCCAAUGACGAUCUAAGACGAAUAGACAACAACCUAUUAGAUAAAACGGCAUCAUCCAAAGCGCGAUGGCAUUCGUUAUUUGAACGAACAGACUUCCCAUUUACAUACAUUGGAGAGGGAUCGCCUCCUGACACGCGGCACGAUGCUCUUUCCACUUCAGAGUUGUCCCACGAUGACGACGACGACGACGACAAGACCGACAUGACGCUCAGUGGCACUGCCGUUGAGACAGUGGGACAGGCCACCGAGCAAUAUACCGACCCUGCUCCGAGUGUGGCGAUCCCGAGGCUGCCGCUCCCUCCCCCAUUCGCCUCAACACCAAGAACGUCUUCACCAUCUAACCAGCCCGGCAUUCAGUCGGUCCGGUCAUCAGGGGAUAUCAGAGUGAGCGAGGCAAGCCGUACUAUUUACCAAAUGCUCCAUAGCCCCCCUAGACGAUCGCUAGCCGUCACAUCGCCAUAUGAACAUGGCGCGUACCCUGCACCAACCUUGAGAGUAUCGUUACGAAGACUAACCAUCUACGAUGACGCGACACCAGCAGCCGAAAUACGACACCAAAGCCGGCUGCAUGGGUCCCGCACGGCACCGGGCACCAGCUCCCUUGCUUCAGAGACGUCAACCCCCGGUUCAAGUUCGAGUCGUCAUCGAGCGGGAGCGACAAGUCCCACCCGGAUGGACACCCCGGGACGUGUUGGGCCCCUCGGCGGCGGGGAGAACUCGGACGAAGCAGUCCUGUACGAUGCGGAGAUGCGGCGUUGGCUUGUAGGCCGUCGGGUUGCACGAGGCGGACGAGAACAAGGAAAUGACUCGCGAUGAAGAAGAAACGAAUGGUACCAGGGGCUUAGCGGCACGUUGAUCAAGACCAACAUUGGCUCAGAGGUUUGCAUUCGUAGGCGCAUUAGAAGCCCGGGCAUCGACAGACAAACGCUGAAGCGGAGUCAACAGUCACGUUGCGGGUAGCAGAUAGGCAGGAGAUUAUGGUUAUGGGAUACUACAGAUACAACAUCCGUAGAUAGAGACGGAUUUAUGCCGUCUCCCGAGUUUCAGCUUCGUCGUGUUCUGGCUGUCAUUUCGCUUCCUAGCUUGUAUAUCGGCUUGACAAACAAACCUAUUUCGAGCCAGUCUAGACUAUAACCAUUACCACCGAGGCAACAUGAAUAGUAUGUAGUGGAUGGAGGGUAU